UUCAUUCAUUUGUAUUUAUUUUGUUUGUCUUUUUGAAAGAAAGUAAACCAACUUUGAUUCCCGCUGAAAUAAUUUUCUGAAUAUUUCACGCAAUGCACAAAUUGUGAUCAGUACUUUUGAAGGAUUACACUAACUAAAAUGCAUAAGAACUCUGAUUUAGUUGAAAAAUUCGAGGAAAUAUUGGAACAGCAGAAGGCUAGAAGGUCUAUAAGGCUCUAUAAUUCCAGUUACAAUGAAAAUAAGUCUUGUGUUCACAAUGAUUGCCCUAAGGAUAUCAUUCGUCAUAUUUCCGCCCAAAUAAAAGCCAUACAGAAUGCAGAUUGUGUGGUGAAAAGUAAAAAUGUUAACAAAGACCUGGCAAAAUACAAAACGAAAAGCUUUUUACCUGUAAAUUUGAUACAGUCACCUGAGGUACGGCAGAAAAAGUCAGCUAAAUUUGAAACACAAUUUGUGUUAGAUACACAAUUAAUGAGUGUUAUAGAAGAUGUGGAAGCUAUGAAUUCUCAUAAAGGGAUUACACAAGAAUUUGAGACAUCUUUUGAUGAUUCAAAUAUAGAUAAUGUAAAUGACAAACUUAAACUACCUGAAAAUAUCAUUGAAAGUAAUUCAACUAAUAAAGAUAACGAGAAUCCCUUAGAAAACUUAAAUAAUGAUAGAAAUUGUGGUAUUGAUGAUAAUAUACAAAAUGGCCAUUCAGUACUUGUAACCCAUGAGAAUGAUGUAAAUAUAAUCAAAGAUGAUCUGUCUGUUAAUAAAAUAUCAUUAGAUGAUAAUUGUACUGCUUUACUUGAUGAGUGUAUGCAAGUGGAACAGAAUAUAAAUAUACAAGACGUUUUUUCUGAUGUAGAUAUAAGUCCUAGCCCCAUUAUUAAAAUUAAUAAUGGAAACAAAUCAACAAACACCUCUCCUUUAGUGUAUAACCUUGAUUUGUUUGAAAAGUUUGAAAAAUUUGCUGUUCCUAUUAUUGAGGAGAACAAUGACAUAGACACAGUUAAACAUUUAAUCAAUUCACAAAUAUUAGGUAGAGAAUUGAUUUUACAGACAGAUUUUGAAACAGAACCAGAAUUUAGAACAGAGGAAAAGCAUAGUCCGAUUCUGAAAAUAUCAAAAACACCAAAGUCAGGCAUAGAAAAACAAGACUUUGCAUCAAACAAGUUAGAAGCAACAGCUGUUGACUUUUUUGAUGUUAAUAAGAAAAACUACGGAAAAAAAAAUAAACAAAGUCAGCAAUAUACAGACAUGUAUAAAGAACAGAAAAGAAGAAUAACAACAAUGAAGAAUGAACAAGAAAUUGAUUCUAAAAAUUUGGCAGAUGAAAUUCUAUUUAGUAGUGAUGAAGAACUUGAUAUAAACCCAACAGAACUAAAAGAUUUACCAUUCACAUGUUCCUUAGAAACAUCAUUUUAUGAUCAUUCAGAUGUUCUUGAAACAAAUAUGUAUGUGGGUUUUCAAACAGCUAGUAAUAAGUCAAUCCAAGUAUCAUCUGUCUCUUUCUCUAAGGCUAAAAGUUUUUUAGAUGAUGAAAAAGAUAUCAAAGUUUCUACUUUAAAAGACUUAGUGGAAAAAUGUGAUAUGAACCCUAAAUCAAUAUCUGAUCCAUGUCAUGAUGAUAAUUUCAAAAACACCGGUGGCACAGAUGUUCAUCUGAAAAAAUCAGAAGAUUUAGAUUUCGAUACGACAAGGGCUAGUGACACUGAAUUAGUUGGAUUUAAAACUGCCAAUGGAAAACCCAUAGAUAUAUUGAAUGAAAAUAUAGAAAAAGCGAAAACAUUAUUCAGUGAUAUUGACAAAAAUGAACUUACUAAAGAUUUAUUUCAAUUUAGCAGUAAAUUUGAUGGAUUUAAAACUGCAAGUAAUAAAAAUAUCAAUUUAUCUGAAAAAGCAAUGUCAAGAUGUAAAAGAGUUUUUCAAGACAUAGAUUUGGACAACGAUUACUGUGACAAAAACUUGCCAUCUGGAAUUGAACCUUGUCAUAAGAGAAUAAAAUACAGUUUAGAAAAAGAUAAAUGCAGGAAUGUAGCUAUUGAAAAAGAAGUACACGAAACAGAUAUUCCUAAAAUAGACGAAGACAUUUUACAGGAAUUUGAAGAUGAAAUGUCCUUUAAUGAAAAUAAAAACUGUAACUUUGAAGGUUUCAAAACUGCAAGUAAUAAGAGUAUUAAAAUUUCUGACAUUGCUCUUUUAAAAUCAAAGAAGAUUUUUGAUGAUAUCGACUUCCAAAAUAUGUCUGAAAAAAAUGUGAGAACUGAUUAUGAAGCAUCUUGUAAAGAAGAUAACAACUUUACAAAACACCCUAAUGUUGGCUUUAAAACAGCUAGCAAUAAAAUUAUAAGCAUUUCUGAUGAAGCCCUUGCUAGAACGAAAAAUGUAUUUCAAGAUAUAGAUAUUUCCAAUAUUGAUAGCAUAAAUAAUAGUACCGAUAACAAAAACAAUCUAUCAGAAGAUCGUUACACAGGUUUUGUAGGUUUUAAAACUGCUAGCAACAAAGAGAUUAAAGUUUCUGAAAGUGCUGUAGCAAAAUCUAAAGAUAUAUUUCAAGAUAUUGAAGUCUUUGAAAUAAAAAACUCAAUCCAAAAUAAAAAUGAUAGCAACACUACUGUAUUGAAAGAUAUUUAUCAACCGUCAACAAGCAAAGAAUGUUUUGUUGGUUUUAAAACUGCAAAUAACAAUAAAAUAUCUAUAUCUGAAGCAGCGUUGGCAAGAACGAAAAAUAUCUUUAAAGACUUAGACGAUAUACCAGAUACUAGACAAAAGCGUGGUACAAAAUUAAUUCAAGAUAUGAGUGGGAACUUACAUCAGAACUUUCAGUCAUCUGAUGCCAUAAAAUGUAAUGUCAAUUUAGAAAUGGAGAAUGAAUUGAAAAUUGAAGAAAACAUUUAUAUCAAUAACAAAUUUACAGGAUUUCAAACAGCUAGUAAUAAACCAGUUAAAAUUUCCAACAAUGCUAUCGUUAAAAGCAAAAUUGUUUACCAAGGUAUAUUAAAUGACAUUUCAGUUGAAAAUCUUGAUGCUGAUAACAAUAAAGUACAAAUACCACAUGCCGUGUUGGCAACAGAGAAAAACAUACUACAAGAUUCAAAUGAAGUGACAGAAACAAUAUCAUUUCAUGGUUUCCAAACGGCAAGUAAUAAAAAAGUAAACAUUUCGACUGAAGCAUUAGCUAAAAGUAGAAAGAUUUUUGAUAAUUUGGAAAAAGAUAAUGACGAAUCAGACGAAUCAAGAACUUUUAACACGAAACCUUUCAAAGGCUUUCAAACGGAUAGCAAUAAAGAAGUAAAAAUUAAUGCAGAUGCAUUAGCCAAAAGUAGAAAACUAUUUAAUGAUAUGGAGCUAUCGAUAGAAAACACUAUCGAUAAACCAGUAAUAAGCAACUUUGAUUUUGAAUGUGAAAGUAAAGAUAAAGUCACAAGUUUUGCCGGUUUUAAAACUGCUAGCAAUAAAAAUGUUAAAAUAUCAGGUGCAGCUUUGGAGAGAAGUAAAAUGAUAUUUCAAGAUAUGGAUAUAAUUGAAGAUACUGAAUUUAAAGUUGUGGAUAAUAGUACAAAUCCAGUAUUUGUAGGAUUUCAGACAGCUAGUAACAAAGAAGUUACAGUAUCAAAAGAAGCAUUAGCUAAAAGCAAAAAGUUAUUUGAAGAAGCACAAAAGGAUGUUAAUGUUGCACUGAAUAUAAAACCACAAUUAAAUAAUAAAAAUUAUGUUGAUGAAACUUCAAAUUUUGGCGGAUUUCAAACAGCUGGUAAUAAAAAAGUUAAAAUAUCCGCUGAAGCUUUAACAAAAAGCCGAAAGACAUUCCAAGAUCUGAACUGUAAAGAAAAUGAGUUCGAUCUUUUAGAAAAUAGCAAACAAACAGGUUUUAAGGGUUUUAAAACUGCAAGUGACAAGAACGUCGUGAUUUCUGAAGAUGCAUUGAGUAGAGGAAGACAAGUACUUAACGACGUGACAAAAAAUGAACGUAGAAAAGAUGCCAGCUAUCCGACUUUUAGUUUUAAAACUGCUAACAAUAAUAACAUCGAAAUAUCUGAAGAAGUUUUAUUAAAUUCUAAAAAAAUAUUCAUUAAAUUUGAUAAAAAUGAAAACAAAAAUCUCAAUGUAGACACAAAUAUAAAAUUAAAUACACAUGAUUCUAAUGUCGAUAAAACUGAACAUGAUUACAACAUAGAUAGACUAAUAGACACACAAGUAAUAAAGAAUUUCGAUGAAUCAUUGAACACGGAAGAUUUUAGAUCACCAGAAAACAAAUCAAAAAGAUCUGGAAGUCCCAUUCUGUCUUGUCCUAAAGCUAAAAAGCGUAAAUUCACAACGCCAUACAGAAAAGACAGCAUACAACCAACACAAGAACAUUUAAUUAAAAAAAUUGAAACAUAUGAAAAUGAUUAUAAGAAAAACAAAUUAUAUACAUUGAAAGAUUUAGAAAAACUUGAAAAUAGUAUGAAUAUAUCUGAAAUUACAACAGAUUUAAAUCUAGACAAUAUAAAAAUAGACGAUUUUGAGUUUACGGGCAAAAGAAAUGAUAUAUCCGAUACAAAAUUGUGUAUAGACAUGUUGAAAAUGCAAUUUAUGAAAGUAGUCAAUAAAAAAAUACUCCCAGAUGGAUGGUUCGAGAACCAUUACAAAUUAAUACUAUGGAAAUUGUUGAGUUACGAAAUAAAAUUUCCCAAAACUAUGUCAGGGUUGUGUACAGCGAAAAAUGUCUUGGCUCAACUGAAGUAUAGAUAUUUUAGAGAAUUGUACAAUGCUGAAAGGCCGGCUUUGAGAAAAAUCUUAGAGAGGGACGAUGUUGCAUCUAAACCAUUGAUUUUGUGUGUACAAGAUGUUUAUAAUUAUGGUAAAGAAAAAAGUGGUGCCAACCAAACGGAGCUACUCUUGACAGACGGUUGGUACAGCAUUAGGGCGUGUUUAGACAAGAUGUUGGUGAAAUACGUCAACGAUGGUAAAAUAAGAAUUGGAACAAAAAUCAUCACAAACGGAGCUGAGUUGAUGAAUUGUGAGCAAGGAGUAGCGCCGUGGGAGGACACAUCUUUAGUUCGCCUAAAGAUAUUCGGCAACUCAACGCGUCGCGCACGCUGGGAUUCCCGCCUCGGUUACCAUGGCGACGGCGCCAUCUUGUCUCAUCUGUCUGAUGUCAAACCCGAUGGCGGGAAAGUGGCGAAGCUACGGGUGGUCGUUACGAGGGUAUAUCCAGCGCUAUAUGUUGAGAAGUUUGAAGAUGGCAGCACUGUGACCCGCUCAGAACGCUUAGAACAUAUUCACCAAAUGAAGUAUGAAGCAGAAAGACAGGCGCUCGUGGAGAAAGUAUACGAAGAAGUGGAGAAAGAGAUUUCUGAUGUGGAAUCGCCAGAUACGGAAGAUUUUGAUGUUGGCAAGCGUUCGCUAGACAGCGGUUCUCAAAUAGCGAGGAUGUUGAAAAUUAGCAAGGAACCAUCACAGUUUAUGGCGAACCUGACAGACUCACAAAAGCGCCUCCUCGAAGCCUAUACAUCAUCAAAGAGGGACAGGAUAUUGCAGGAUAUACAAGACAAGAUUCGUAGUAGAGUGUCAACGGUCGGCAGGAGUGUGGUGCCGCUGGUGAAGGUCAGGGUCGCUGGGCUCCGCAGCGGGGGGGCUCAUAAAGCUCUGCUGUCGAUAUGGAAGCCCAACGAUGCUGUAUCUGAACUAAUCACAGAGGGCGCUUCAAUCGAGAUUCUAAAUGUCGUUCCCACAGCUAUAAGAUAUUCAGAACUCCAAUUAUCAGCAGGCAGACAAACAUUAUUCAAACAAGUAAACAUUAAAACACAAGAAUACAUACAACCAUACAUAAAAUCGUUAUGUCGAACUUGCUAUCUCAUUAAAGACAUUGUCAAAAAUCCAAAUAUGACAACCGAUUACAACGAAAUCGAUACCAUCGGUAUGGUCAUCCAAAUCGAACCAUCGCAUAGCGAUUUCAAAUCGAUUGACCAAUUUCAAAACGUCUACCUGACAGACGAAGAGAAGAAUAUUGUUUGCGUAAAUUUCUGGGGCGGAAUUAAAAAGUUCGGCUUCGAGAAUGUCUUAGAUACGGGGCAAAUAGUAGCUUGUGUUAAUUUACAGAAAAGAGCUGGCAACACUAGGAAAAAUAUUCCCCAAUACCGCGCGACGGAGUUCACGUAUUUCACUAAAACACCUAAAAGUGUUGACGCUAGGAAAUUAAUUGAUGAAUUGUCCAAGAAAGUAUUGAAAAAUGAAGAUUUUAUUGACAACUGUUUGGUUGUGAAAAAUAAUUUGUUGAAAAAUGUUUCCAAUGAAAAGAUUUCUCCAUAUAGGUUUCAUAAUCAUGAUUUAACGAAAAAUAAAGUUUAUAUCGAAUCUCCUUUGGCUAGAAUUAAAAAUGACGAGUUCAGUUUGUCCGGUCUAGAUUUUGAGUCUACUUUUAAACAAACAGAGCCGCAAGAAUUGUCCCCAAAGUCGUUAUUAAGGAAAAAAAGAAUUAACGAACGAAUAUCAAAAUUGGAAAUGUACGGCGAACCACCGCCUCUGAGCCCAAUAAACAUAAUAAACAAAUCUAAAAACGCUACGAAAUCUUUCAAAAGCCCCCUUUUGAAUUCCUGUGUUGCCACAACUCCAGUUGCCAGUGAAAAAAUGUUACCCGAAAAUAUGGGACAUGAAUUAAGUUGUAGUCCAGUGUUCUCAGUGCAUAGGUCUUUGAAAAAAGCUGUUAAUCCAGUUAAAUUAAAUUUUAAUAAUGUUGCCAUAGAUGAAAAUGAUAGUGUUGAUCAUUUCGCGGAAGAUUUUGAUCCUAGUCCGCCUUUAAGUUUAGAUUAAAAUGUAUACACAAAAAAGACAAAAGUAUAACUUUUUUUUAAUGGAUAUUGUUUUAUGUUUCAAAGAGCCUGUAGAGAAAGUGAAGAAAUUUUUUUUCUUCUGUUGGUUGGCAACUCUAAGACCAAUCAAUC
Plodia interpunctella (Indianmeal moth) is the source of this 6908-nucleotide messenger RNA. It is a transcript of the gene Brca2, whose product is annotated as BRCA2, DNA repair associated. The coding region runs from base 139 to 6777 and encodes 2212 amino acids. The record is from RefSeq and is a predicted model, not a curated record. Lineage: Eukaryota; Metazoa; Arthropoda; Insecta; Lepidoptera; Pyralidae. Gene Ontology annotation, biological process: double-strand break repair via homologous recombination; regulation of DNA-templated transcription. The transcript has 9 exons. Gene Ontology annotation, cellular component: nucleus.